Messenger RNA from Protomyces lactucae-debilis, 1416 nucleotides. RefSeq lists its product as uncharacterized. NCBI's taxonomy places the organism in Eukaryota, Fungi, Ascomycota, Taphrinomycetes, Taphrinales, Protomycetaceae. Gene Ontology annotation, biological process: regulation of proteasomal protein catabolic process; proteasome-mediated ubiquitin-dependent protein catabolic process; protein deubiquitination. The record is from RefSeq and is a predicted model, not a curated record. Bases 1 to 1416 code for a protein of 471 amino acids. Gene Ontology annotation, molecular function: protein binding; cysteine-type deubiquitinase activity; proteasome binding. The transcript has a single exon.
AUGACCAUCCCCAUCACCAUCAAGUGGGCAGGCAACAAGCCAUUCACAGUCGAUGUCGAUACCGCAGAAUCAGGACAUACCCUCAAACUCCAAAUCUACAGCCUCACAGGCGUCGACCCAGACAGACAAAAGAUCCUCGUGAAGGGUGGCCCACUCAAGGAUGAUGCAGCGCUCGAUACACUCGGCUUCAAAGCAGGCACGAGUCUCAUGAUGAUGGGCAGCAGCACUGCCCUCCCGCAAAAAGUGGCACAGCCCAAGUUUGUGGAAGAUAUGGAUGCCGCUGAACUGGCAAAACAGACACAAUCGCCGCCUGGUUUGGAAAACUUGGGCAAUACGUGUUAUAUGAAUAGUACGUUGCAGUUGCUCAGGAAAGUACCAGAGUUGCAGGAAGAACUCACUGCCUAUGGUGGUGGCAAUUUGACAGGAUCCCUACGCGACUUGUACAAGAGUAUGAGUGGGACCAGUGAUCCCAUCCAUCCAGUCAUGUUUCUCUCCUCACUUCGUCAGGCUUUCCCUCAAUUUGCAGAGCGGAGUCGAUCAGGUAUGGGGUAUGCGCAGCAGGAUGCAGAAGAGUGCUGGUCGCAAAUUAUGCAUACGCUACGACAGAACCUCAAACCAGCAGCAGGCGAGCAAGUACAAAGUGCGCUCGACCGGUUCAUGGGUGGGAAAUUACAAGUCACUCAGACCUGCGAUGAGACGACCGAAGAACCUGCAGUCGACAGCAUUGAGGAAUUCAUCAAGCUCAACUGUCAUAUCAGCGGCACUACCAAUUUCAUGCUCGAUGGUAUCCGAGAUGGCUUGACGGAUAAAGUGGAGAAGCAUUCACAAGUUCUUGGUCGCAAUGCCGUCUUUACAAAAAAAGCAGCCGUGUCACGCUUACCAAAAUACCUGUCUGUUAAUUUUGUGCGCUUCUUUUAUAAAGCCGGUGUGCAGAAGAAGGCCAAGAUCUUGCGGAAAGUUGGGUUCCCGUUUGAUUUGGAUGCCACCCCUAUUUGUACGGAAGCACUGCAAGCGACCAUGGCACCGAUUCGUGAUCGUGUGCGAGAAGUGCAGAAGCAAGAGGAAGAUGAUGAGCGUGCGCGAAAGCGUGCCAAGACACAGGAACUUGCGAGUGAAGUACCUGCAACGGAAGCCAUUGAUUUACAAAAAGAGGUGGAUGGCCUACUGACAGAAGAGAUGAAGCAGGAUCCAGGUGCCAACCACUGCGGCUUGUAUGAGCUGAUUGGUGUGCUGACACAUUCUGGCGCGAGUGCAGACAGUGGCCACUACCAAGCAUGGAUGAAGGGCGACAAGGACGACUGGUAUCGGUUCAAUGACGACAAAGUCUCUGUGGUCACCAAGGAGAAGAUCGAGACACUCGCAGGUGGCGGUGAAGCAGACGCUAUUUACAUUGCGCUGUACAAGAGCAAGUUUUAG